Molecule: messenger RNA, 1728 nt
Organism: Brienomyrus brachyistius
Lineage: Eukaryota; Metazoa; Chordata; Actinopteri; Osteoglossiformes; Mormyridae
Gene: plscr3a
Product: phospholipid scramblase 3a
Exons: 7
Coding region: 163-870 (235 amino acids)
Biological process (GO): plasma membrane phospholipid scrambling
Cellular component (GO): plasma membrane
Molecular function (GO): phospholipid scramblase activity
Source: RefSeq, a predicted model, not a curated record
UGAGAAACUUCAUAGUCAGACUAUGGGGGGAGGGAGGAAGCGGGACUUACGGUAAAUUCUUACAAAAGGACGCGACCCAUUUUGAACGCUGGUACUCUCCAGAUGAGAACAGGAACAGCCACAUUCCAUCAUUCUUUUGCUAAGCCCCUUUAAUUGCCUGUGAUGGAGCAGACCGGCCCUCUCAUAGGAGUUCCCCCUGGACUGGAAUACCUCACUCAGAUUGACCAGAUCUUGAUUCACCAGAAAAUGGAGCUACUGGAAGUCCUCUGUGGCUUUGAGAACAACAACCAAUAUGAGAUCAAGAACAUCAUGGGCCAGACCAUCUACAAGGCGCUGGAGGAGACCAACUGCUGCGUCCGUAACAUGUGCGGCUCACUGCGCCGCUUCAACCUGAUGAUCAAGGACAACAUGGACCAGGAGGUCAUGCACCUGGUGCGGCCUUGGCGCUGCACUGGCUGCUGCUUCCCCUGCUGCCUGCAGGAGCUGGAGGUACAGGCGCCCCCUGGCACAGUGGUGGGCUAUGUGGUGGAGGACUGGCACCCUAUCCUGCCCAAAUUCUCCAUCCUGGGGCCUUCGAGGGAGACCGUUCUCAAGCUGGACGGUCCAUGCCUGCUCUUUAACUGCUGCGGCGACGUCAAAUUUGAGCUAAAGGGGAAAGACGGCCAGGAGACAGUCGGGCAAAUCACCAAGCAGUGGGGCGGCCUGCUGAAGGAGAUCCUCACAGACACCGACAACUUCGGCAUCCAAUUCCCAAUGGACCUUGACAUCAGGAUGAAGGCCGUACUGGUGGGGGCCUGUUUCCUCAUUGAUUUCAUGUACUUCGAGAAAGCUGGAGACGGAGACAACGUGCGCUCGUGUCUCUCCUCUUGAGCGCCGGCUGCUGGAGGAAUCUAGCCGUGCCGUAACAGGAAGUGCAGAAGCGACGUUGUUGUGGUAGACAGUCAGCUGGGUGUAACGUCCACAUGUUGUUCUUCCACUGCUCGUUCAUUUAAAACGCUGUAUUUCUACCUUCAGUCCUUCGUGUGCAGGUCAGUAUGGCAGGAUACCGUGGUAUGCCAUUCACCAUUACCAAAGAUCCACCCGUCCAUCCAUUCAUCCAUUGAUUAUACAUAACGGCUUAACAAGUAUGCCUACCAAUAGCAUUAUUAAAUAUUACCCCUUAUAGAAGUGUUACACGUAUAAAUUAACAUAUUUAGCAGAAAUCUAUAUAGCAAUUUCAUACAUGUUUUAUAUCACAUUUAAAUUUUCCUCCAUUUCCUUUUUAACGGCUAGUUUUUGACAAGGAGUCCAGACCCUUUCCCCGAAAUUUGCUUCGGGCCCUCGGUCACCGGUGGCAUGCAAAAUCUACCGCUAUAGUCCGGUCUGCAAAAUACACGAGGGAUGCGGUACCCACCGCGAUAUUUGUUUAUGGCUGCGGGGCUGUUUGUCACAGUGCAUUGGGCUGGAUACUUCGGAAUGGAUGAAAAUGGAAGAAGCAGGAAUAGUUGUAACGCAAUCGAUGUUUUAAUUGUAUCAGAUUUAAAUCCGUGAUUUCAUCUUGCUAUCUGUCUACUACGGACCGACAGCAAUUGGGCGACAGAGCUAUUCCAAAUGCGUAAUAUUCCAAGAUACACUUCAAUAUGUAGUAAAUAUAUUGCAUGUAAAUGUAGUACACGAUGAAACAGUUAUUUUGUAUUUUUAUAUUGAAUUUCAAGUUAAGGCAUAAAAUAUAUUUUCCCUUUACCAAAA